This is a messenger RNA of Centrocercus urophasianus (Greater sage-grouse), 1078 nucleotides long. It is a transcript of the gene CAPZB, whose product is annotated as capping actin protein of muscle Z-line subunit beta. The transcript has 9 exons. Gene Ontology annotation, cellular component: cytoplasm; F-actin capping protein complex. Gene Ontology annotation, molecular function: actin filament binding. The record is from RefSeq and is a predicted model, not a curated record. Gene Ontology annotation, biological process: cell morphogenesis; negative regulation of filopodium assembly; barbed-end actin filament capping. NCBI's taxonomy places the organism in Eukaryota, Metazoa, Chordata, Aves, Galliformes, Phasianidae. Bases 102 to 920 code for a protein of 272 amino acids.
GUGGAAGGGCCGCGGCCUGCCUCGGAAGGAGGGAGAGCGGAGCGGAGCGGACCGGGAGGCGCCGCCGUUGCCACCGCCCAGCGCAGCCCCGCCGAGCCGCCAUGAGUGACCAGCAGCUGGAUUGUGCCUUGGAUUUGAUGAGGCGUCUGCCUCCACAGCAGAUAGAGAAGAAUCUCAGUGACCUCAUUGACUUGGUCCCAAGCCUCUGUGAAGAUCUCCUCUCUUCUGUUGAUCAGCCAUUGAAGAUUGCACGAGAUAAGGUGGUAGGAAAAGACUAUCUAUUGUGUGACUACAACAGAGAUGGAGACUCGUAUAGAUCACCGUGGAGUAACAAGUAUGAUCCUCCCCUGGAAGACGGUGCCAUGCCAUCUGCUCGCCUGCGCAAGCUGGAGGUGGAAGCCAACAAUGCCUUUGACCAGUAUAGAGACUUGUAUUUCGAAGGUGGAGUCUCCUCUGUCUACCUCUGGGAUCUGGAUCAUGGUUUUGCCGGCGUGAUCCUCAUUAAGAAAGCUGGAGAUGGAUCAAAGAAGAUUAAGGGAUGCUGGGAUUCCAUCCACGUGGUGGAGGUUCAGGAGAAAUCCAGCGGUCGUACUGCUCAUUACAAGCUGACCUCCACAGUGAUGCUGUGGCUGCAGACUAAUAAAACUGGUUCUGGUACCAUGAACCUUGGCGGGAGCCUCACCAGACAGAUGGAGAAAGAUGAGACUGUGAGCGACUCUUCUCCACACAUAGCCAAUAUUGGACGCUUGGUAGAGGACAUGGAAAACAAAAUCAGAAGUACACUGAAUGAGAUUUAUUUUGGUAAAACAAAGGACAUCGUGAAUGGGCUGAGGUCUGUGCAGACUUUUGCAGACAAAUCAAAACAAGAAGCUCUUAAAAAUGACCUGGUGGAGGCUUUGAAGAGAAAGCAGCAAAGUUAAAGUACUCUCCGUGCUAACAAGACAUGCCAUGCACUCGUUAGAUUCCUUUCUUAGAAAACUCAUCCCCUGACCUUUUCUGUUACGUCACGUCACGAUUUGCAUUCAAUACUAUUCAUGCAACGCCAUCUUCUCCCCAUGAAUAAAGCUGUACAAACUUU